CCAGGGAAAGAGGGAGGCGGUACCGGCCUCGUUCGGCGUCCCGGAGAUGAAACAACUGCCUCGGCCCCGCUGCGGCCCUUUAAAUAGCUGCUGCUACUGCCGCUGCUUCACUCGUAGGGAAACGUCUUGAGCUCGCUGAGCAUCCUCACUGCAGUCUCCAGCUCGAUCCGCGGUGGCGGGGCAGAGCCGCGCCCGCCCACAAGCAAUCAUGUUUGACAUUAAGAAGAUUUGCUGCAUUGGUGCUGGCUAUGUUGGUGGCCCAACCUGUAGUGUGAUUGCACAGAUGUGCCCCAAUAUCAAAGUUACUGUUGUGGAUGUCAAUGAGGCCAGAAUCAAUGCCUGGAAUUCAGAUACGCUCCCCAUCUAUGAGCCAGGGUUAAAAGAAGUGGUAGAAUCCUGUCGAGGAAGAAACCUCUUCUUUUCCACCAGUAUUGAUGAUGCCAUUAGAGAAGCUGAUCUUGUAUUUAUCUCUGUUAACACUCCAACAAAGACCUAUGGGAUGGGAAAAGGCCGAGCAGCUGAUCUGAAAUACAUUGAAGCUUGUGCUAGACGAAUUGUACAAAAUUCAAAUGGCUAUAAAAUUGUCACUGAGAAAAGCACAGUUCCAGUACGUGCUGCGGAGAGCAUUCGUAGAAUAUUUGAUGCUAAUACUAAGCCUAACUUAGACUUGCAGGUGCUGUCUAACCCAGAGUUCCUUGCAGAAGGAACAGCCAUCAAGGACCUGAAGAACCCAGAUAGAGUGCUUAUCGGUGGAGAUGAUUCUCCAGAGGGACAGAAAGCUGUUCGUGCUCUUUGUGCUGUUUAUGAGCACUGGGUUCCCAAAGAAAAAAUCCUCACAACCAAUACAUGGUCAUCAGAACUUUCUAAACUGGCAGCCAAUGCUUUCCUUGCCCAAAGAAUCAGCAGCAUUAACUCAAUCAGUGCUCUGUGUGAAGCAACAGGAGCAGAUGUUGAAGAAGUAGCAAGAGCUAUUGGAACAGACCAAAGAAUUGGAAAUAAGUUUCUCAAAGCCAGUGUUGGGUUUGGAGGUAGCUGUUUUCAGAAGGAUGUCUUGAAUUUAGUGUACCUCUGUGAGGCACUGAACUUACCUGAAGUAGCCCGCUACUGGCAACAGGUAAUAGACAUGAAUGACUAUCAGAGAAGAAGAUUUGCUUCUCGCAUUAUUGACAGCUUGUUCAAUACUGUUGCUGAUAAGAAGAUAGCUAUUUUAGGGUUUGCAUUCAAAAAGGAUACUGGGGACACAAGGGAGUCAUCCAGUAUCUAUAUUAGCAAGUAUUUAAUGGACGAAGGAGCAAAGCUCCAUAUCUAUGAUCCUAAAGUACCUAAGGAACAAAUAAUCUUGGAUCUCUCACAUCUAGGUGUCUCAGAAGAUAACCAAGUGUCUCGGUUGGUCACUAUCAGUAAAGACCCCUAUGAAGCCUGUGAUGGAGCUCAUGCCCUUGUAAUUUGCACUGAAUGGGACAUGUUUAAGGAGUUGGAUUAUGAACGUAUUCAUAAGAAGAUGCUGAAGCCUGCAUUUAUCUUUGAUGGUAGGAGACUUCUAGAUGAUCUUCACAAUGAGCUACAAGUCAUUGGCUUCCAGAUUGAAACAAUCGGGAAGAAGGUGUCAGCCAAAAGAAUUCCUUUUGCACCUUCAUGUGAAAUUCCUAAAUUCAGCCUGCAGGACCCACCUGUCAAAAAGCCAAGAGUAUAAUGUUUGGUAGUUGCUGAAGGAAUUCUGUGGACCUUCUUAGUGAAAAUAAAUGUAAGCCUAAGCUUUUUUUAAGGAAAGAUAUUUUCAUAAAUGAAACCAAUUUUACACUAGAUAUGGUACUUGGUACAUGUGAAUUCAGUCUAAUUUCAAAUCUCUAUUUUUAUAGCUUUUUUCUUUUUGUUACUGAAGAUGGUACAGAUCUGUUUUUAAUAAUGAAUCAUCUUUUAAACGGAAAAGUCACUUUCAAACUGCAGAUUUCUGCUUCUAGAAGUGUUCCUAAACUGCACUUUGAAUGUUUCAAAUUAUAUGAAAACAAAAGAAACAGUAUCUUUUUACUUCAGUCUCAUCAUGGAGAGUGACCACGUAAUUCUUUACCCAGUUAAAUGCUUGCUCUUAACUGGCAUUUAAGUAAAAAGAAAAGUGUUAAAUGAAUUUGGCAGGAUUUGGGUUGAGCCUUAAAAUAGAGGUGACUGCAACAAUAAUACCCCUAUGCAGGUUGGGAUCAGUUGGCACUGAUGCAGUCUAAACCGCAUCUGUUGGGAGGCCAUGUAAUUCCACAGGUAUCUAUCAUGUAACUAAUGGCAGUGGACUGGCAGCUAUAAGCUGAUCCACUGGCAGAUCUUCACUUUUGAUUCUCUAGUUGUCUUGCCUACAUUCCAUAUGCAGCUACAUAAAUUAUUGAUGUAAAUCAGAUUCCUGGGGCGAGUCUUUCCAAUACAACCCCUCUUCAGCAGAGGAGCAUUCUGCUUGUUUGAACAUUCAGUUUAAGCAGAAUUACCUAAUCUGGUGUAAGUUCAAGCAGAAAGGAAAUACUGGCUUUGAAGCUACCUGAUGGCUUGUUUUUGUUCCUUUCUGCUUACAUACUUCAUCUGAAAGCAUCAUUCUUAAUGAAUCUGCAAAAAUUACUCUCUGCUGUUAAAUUAUGAAAAAUAAAAAUUCAGCCUCAGAAAUUAGUCAGCUUGCUACCUCAUUUAAUUAACAGGAAUGAAUACUUCCUAUGUUACCUUUUUUUUUCCCCUUAUUACUUUAUUUCUACUUGUUUUUAUUAUACUCAAUUGGCCAGUGCAAUUAAAAUCCUUAAGAUGA
Messenger RNA from Melopsittacus undulatus (budgerigar), 2779 nucleotides. RefSeq names its product UDP-glucose 6-dehydrogenase (gene UGDH). The transcript is spliced from 12 exons. Gene Ontology annotation, cellular component: nucleus. Gene Ontology annotation, molecular function: NAD binding; UDP-glucose 6-dehydrogenase activity. NCBI's taxonomy places the organism in Eukaryota, Metazoa, Chordata, Aves, Psittaciformes, Psittaculidae. Bases 209 to 1693 code for a protein of 494 amino acids. Gene Ontology annotation, biological process: glycosaminoglycan biosynthetic process. The record is from RefSeq and is a predicted model, not a curated record.